Anisakis simplex (herring worm) is the source of this 246-nucleotide messenger RNA. The record is from the annotation of a GenBank genome assembly. Lineage: Eukaryota; Metazoa; Nematoda; Chromadorea; Rhabditida; Anisakidae.
AUGUUUCGUACGAUAACUUGUGAAAAUGAUAUGGCACGUAGCGAUACAUCAGUUGAACAAUUCAUUACAUCCGGCGAGAACGCACACUCGACAUGUCGUCGAGGGAACGUUUAUGAUGAUGAAGCAACCUCAUCAACUUCCAUUUGCAAUACGUCAUCUUCAAACGAUGAAAGUCCAUCUCGAUCUGUCUCCAACUGCAAUUUCUCCAAUGCAAUCGCUACACUGCAAUCGAAAGGUAAUCACUGA